UGCAAGAAAAUAUAACAGUUUGUUACCGUAUAUGCGUGCGUAUAUAUAAUAUAAAAUCUAUUGUGUAGAAAGAUAUGAUGUGCAAGAUGUUACUAAACGUGUCUCUUUAUGCAUUGUCAGUGUAUUUCGUGACGCAAUUAGUCCACGGUCAAUCAUCAUGCUCCUGUAACUUACCGGAUUCCGAUUUUGCGACCGGCGUCAAUCUUGUAUAUUACAAAUGCAAUAAAGAAAUUCCUGCGACAAUCGCCUAUCCGAUUACGGCACCGCAAGGUCUGUUAAAAGUUCUAGAAAAAAAACGAACGAUUUUUUAUGCGUUCGGAUAUUUGGAACAACCGGAAGACGAUAAUGUUCAAAUAAUAAUUCGAGCACUCUGUUACGAAAGAACGGACAACGUGGUGUUACUUGAUUGGAGCAAAUAUUCAAAAGGAUUUUAUCCAGAAGUCUUUCAAAAAGCUGAAAACGUAGGAAGAUUAAUGGCUCGCAGUUUACAAUUGCUCAAAGAUAACGGUUUUGAUACAUCGACGAUUUAUCUCAUCGGACACUCCCUAGGUGCUCAUUUAGUUGGCUUCGCCGGCAAAUGCAACAAUUUUAGUAUACCUCGCAUCACAGGAUUGGAUCCUGCCAAUUCUAUUUUUUAUAUUCCUGGAUGUUACCUCACGCCUAGAGAUGCGACGUGGGUCGAUAUUAUUCACACGGACAUAGGUAAAUGGGGUACCUUUCAAUCUUUAGGAACAGCGGAAUUUUAUGCAAACAGUGGCUUUCGUCCUCAACCUGGUUGUCCAAUUGUGGAAAUACCUUUCACCAAAGAUGGGCUCUGCAGUCAUCAAAAAUCCGUCGCACUAUACGCAGAAUCGAAAUAUGGCAGCAAAAAUUUAAUUGCAAUACAAUGUACUUCUUACACGGCGUAUAAUGAACAUUUGUGCGAUGGUAAUCUACGUACGGGUAUUGGAUAUGCAGCAUCGAACGUAACCGGAUCGUUCUUUUUUACUACAACCUCGUAAUUUUCCUUUGCAUAAAGGUUAAUUGAAUCGGAAAGUAUGAAAAUUAUUUAACAAGUUGACCAAAAACAAAAGACUAAUUCGUAAAAAAAAACAUAACAAUUUGUUGUAUUUGUGACAGCUUAUCUGAAUAAAUCUAUGUGAUACAUUA
Molecule: messenger RNA, 1149 nt
Organism: Pseudomyrmex gracilis
Lineage: Eukaryota; Metazoa; Arthropoda; Insecta; Hymenoptera; Formicidae
Product: lipase member H-like
Exons: 7
Coding region: 75-1001 (308 amino acids)
Molecular function (GO): lipase activity
Source: RefSeq, a predicted model, not a curated record